GCCUUAUUGUAUCUCGCUUCCUAUUGGUCAGAUUCCGUGCCCACUGCUGUCUGUUGGCGCGGAAUAACCGGGAGUUGAAAAAUAAUAAUACAAAGUAAAAACUCAGUUUUAUAAGGAUAUCUGCGGGGAGUUUCACAAGAAUGGAGAACGGCAGGGCCCAAUUUCCAUUUCCCUACCAGCCCUAUAACAUCCAGGAGCAGUUCAUGCAAGCAUUGUACAGUGCACUUGACCUGGGCAGAGUUGGCAUCUUUGAAAGUCCUACUGGAACGGGCAAGUCUCUGAGUCUGAUAUGUGGAGCUCUGAGCUGGCUCACAGACUAUGAGGAGAGGAGGAGACAGGAGGCAGCUGCCCUGCUGCAUGAAGGAGAAGCCGCUCUUUCCAGGUCUACUGCUCAGACCCUCACUACCAGCUCCUCAGAAGAGCCUGACUGGAUCACUGAUUUUGUUCAAAAAAAGGCUGAACGUGAUUUGGUUACAAAGUUGAAGGAGGAAGAAUUGAAAAGAAAGAAGAGGGAAGAACGGUUAGAAAUGAUCAGAAACAACGUCCAACUAAAGUAUGCUAUCAAAAGAAAGAGCUGUGAGGAUGACGAGGCAUUCAAGUUGCUCCAACUCAGUAAAGAAGAACAAACGGAGACACAAGGAGAUCAAGAGGAUGAGGAGCUUAUCAUUGCAGAAUAUGAGAGUGAUGAUGAGUCAAAGAGUAAAAGCAGAUUCUGUGGUCCUGAAGAUGAUGAAGAUGACGAACUCAUCGAAGUACAUGUCACUAAGAUUUACUACUGCAGUCGCACUCACUCCCAGCUGGCCCAAUUUGUCCAUGAGGUUCAAAAGAGCCCCUUCAGCAAGGACAUCAGUCUGGUCACACUGGGCUCACGGCAAAAUUUGUGUGUCAAUGAGGAGGUGCGUCGCCUGGGCAGCAUCCAGCGCAUUAAUGACCGCUGCAUGGAGAUGCAGAAAAACAAACAUGAGAAGCAGAAUUGUGAAGAGGGCGUGAAGCGUAAGCGAGGCCCAGCAAAGAGUGUGUGUCCCUUUAAUAAAGCUUCAGCACUGCAGCAGAUGAGGGAUGAAGUUCUGGGGGCCAUCCACGACAUAGAGCAGCUGCUGAAGCUGGGCAGGGAAACGCAUUCAUGUCCUUACUACGCCACACGCCUCGCUAUUCCCACUGCACAGUUGGUAGUGUUGCCCUAUCAGAUGGUGCUUCAUGAAGCUACAAGAAGGGCAGCAGGGGUCCAGCUGAAGGGACAGGUGGUGAUCAUAGACGAAGCUCACAAUCUUAGUGACACACUCUCCUGUAUACAUAGUGCAGAGCUGACUGGAGCACAGCUCUGCCGUGCUCACUCCCAGCUCACCCAGUAUGCUGACCGCUAUAAGAGCAGACUGAAGGCAAAGAACCUGAUGUACAUCAAACAGAUUCUGUUUGUUAUUGAAGGGCUUGUCCGUGUGCUGGGAGGAAAGGUGGGGCCGAAUCCACAGAACCAGACUACACAAACAGCAACAGAGGUGCUUACCAUUAACAACUUCCUCUUCAAGGCUCAGAUCGACAAUAUCAACUUGUUUAAGUUACAGAAAUAUUUUGAGAAGAGCAUGAUCAGCAGAAAACUGGGUGGCUUUGUGGAGAAGUAUGCAGGGUCAGGUGUGAGUCUGCACACUCAGAGCAGCUCCAACAAAGAGAACCGACGCACAGAGGGCUUAAACCGCUACCUUCAAACACUGCAGACCAACCAGAGCGCUGCACCAGUUUCUUCAGCAGCCCAGCAGGGGUCUUCAGAGGCAGAGAAAGUGCUAUCUGCGUCUCCCAUGAUGCAGGUGGAGGGUUUCUUUAUGGCUCUCACCAACAGCAACACUGAUGGCAGAGUGGUGGUGCACAGACAAGGUACUUUGUCAGGAGGCAGUGUCAAGUUCCUGCUGUUGAAUCCAGCAGUCCACUUUGCCCAGGUGCUGAAGGAGUGCAGAGCAGUCAUCAUUGCAGGAGGAACCAUGCAGCCUGUUUCAGACUUCAAACAAGAGCUACUGUUUUCUGCCGGAGUGGGAGAGGAGCGCAUCACUGAGUUUUCCUGUGGUCACGUAAUUCCUCCCGAGAACAUUCUUCCCAUUGUCUUGUGCAGCGGUCCAUCUGGUCAGGAGCUGGAUUUUACUUUCCAAAAUAGAGACUCUCCACGCAUGAUGGAUGAGACAGGGCGCAUUCUCUCCAACAUUUGUAACGUGGUGCCAGGAGGGGUCGUGUGUUUCUUCCCAUCUUACGAGUACUCGAGGCGGAUCAUUUCUCACUGGGAGGCCAGCGGUGCUCUGACUCGCCUGGCUAACAAGAAGAAGAUCUUCCAGGAGCCAAAGAAGGCCAACCAGGUAGAGCAGGUGCUGAGUGAGUUCACCCGUUGUAUCCAGAGGUGUGCUCUGGACAGCAGUGGACUCACAGGGGCGUUACUGUUCUCUGUGGUUGGAGGAAAGAUGAGUGAGGGCAUCAAUUUCUCUGAUGAUUUGGGCAGGUGUGUGGUGAUGGUGGGAAUGCCGUAUCCCAACAUUAAAUCCCCAGAGCUACAGGAAAAGAUAUCCUAUCUGGACAAACACCUGCCUCAGAGUGGAGGGAGGAGCCCUGGCCAAGCACUGAUAGAAAACCUCUGCAUGAAGGCUGUCAAUCAGUCCAUAGGAAGAGCUAUCCGUCACCGUGGCGACUAUUCCUCCAUUGUCCUAUGUGACAGACGUUACUCCAGACCCGCUACGCUCUCUAAACUGCCCACAUGGAUCAAAGAUCGCACCAACACAUACACAACUUUCGGCCCUGCUUUUGCUGCCUUGAGGAAGUUCUUCCAGGAAAAAAAGCAGAAGCAGGUGUAGUUUCCUCCUGAAGGGUUCAACUGACGUCUCCCCAUUUUCUCAACUGUGCAAUUUAAAGACUGGGACAAGAGCUGGGUGAGGCGGAACUUCAGGGAAAUCCAGUGUAACAGUGGUCACUCUAAUUUUCUAGAUUCCUAAUAAAACAAAAU
This is a messenger RNA of Xiphias gladius (swordfish), 2977 nucleotides long. It is a transcript of the gene ddx11, whose product is annotated as DEAD/H (Asp-Glu-Ala-Asp/His) box helicase 11. The transcript is spliced from 28 exons. Gene Ontology annotation, cellular component: nucleus. The record is from RefSeq and is a predicted model, not a curated record. Lineage: Eukaryota; Metazoa; Chordata; Actinopteri; Istiophoriformes; Xiphiidae. Gene Ontology annotation, biological process: establishment of sister chromatid cohesion; nucleobase-containing compound metabolic process. Bases 141 to 2828 code for a protein of 895 amino acids. Gene Ontology annotation, molecular function: DNA helicase activity; ATP binding; DNA binding.